GGUUUAGCCAGUGGCAACGAGCUGCGAUGAGCAAGAGAGCUGAUUGUGUUCCCAUGGCAAAAGCUGGGGAGUCAUCCAAAGGCGGCAAGGCCGGCAAGGGCGGCAAGAGUGCAGUGCGUUGGCCACAGGAAGAGCCCCUUCACGAGACCCAGAGUCAGGAUUCCACUGGCAGCUUCUUUGAUGCGGUGGUGAGUUUCGCGAAGAGCUCCGGAGCGGCGGACGUAUGGAACGAAUGGUUCCAGUACACCCAGAAGUGCCCGUGUCCUGCGAAAGGGAUGAAAUCUGCGAAAAGAGACAUCGGUUGCAGCCGUGGUUUGGGUUCUAAACCCAAACGCUCCGUUCACAGACCGACCGGGACCUUAGGAGGGUCCAUGAGCAGGUCUUUGUUUGGCGGAAGUGCUGAAUGUGUUUUCUCAACCUUGACCAGACUGGAGCGCACUGAAGCCUUUGGUGAUCAAUAGCCAAGACCCAGACAACGCAGACGGUGUUUCGUUUACCAAGCGUGUCGUUGGAUUGUUCAUUGUUGUUCACUUGCUGAUGUGUUUCCAGAAUGUCAAUGUGGAAGAAGGUUGAUUCGCGGUCCGAACCAGAUUGGCCUACAAUUUGUUGACACCAUUGAGCCUUGGAGCUUGUGGACCAAAGCAAGUGGGCCAAGGAAUGGAUGUGAUGAUGAUGAUGAUGAUGAUGAUGAUGAUGAUGAUGAUGAUGGUGGUGUGUGUGUGUGUGUGUGUCAAACCCCGUGUCUAGGGGCUCUAUCUUACCUACUUCUUCUCUGCCGCUUGAAUUCAGACUGCACCAUUUCCCAGCAGGGGGGCAGUGAGUCUCUCACCAUCCACUGCCCAACGAAGACGGUGGAUUGAGACUGUGAUAUUCCUGAGGGACGCCUCAGGAACAUACCUGCACUGACUGUUUAAACAUAUCGUAAAGGGCCAAUGAGUGCUGUUAAAACAUUCAGUUGAGCGGACCCAUCACUUCAUGCCGUUGAAUCAAGUCAAGUGCUAAGUAUUCAUUGGCUAAUGCAGUAACGUAAAGUGCUUCUGCUCACCGUGCAACUCUGAAACACAGAUCCGCGGAGCACUCAUCUUAAGUGUGUGUUUUUCCGAACAUGUGGUAGGGUGUUUUUCUUGACGAAAAGGCCAUGGAUAGGAGUACAGGGCGCAAAGAACAGUUCUAAAAACUUCCAGAGACGAAGACGAACACGCUAGGAGCGAGGACGCUACUAGUAGUUCCUGGCCUUACUACUAGGAGCAAGAAGCUACUAGUAGCCCCCAGAAUCGCUACUAGGAGCAAGCUUGUAUUGGUGUUGGUUUUCUUCGGGCACCACGCAGUCUUAAAAGACCGGGCGGAAAAGGAGGUUCGCCGACGCGGUUGCAGGUAUUGCCGCUGCGCAGGAUGAGUGCAACAACCAUCGCGGCCUUUGAAAAACUGGACAUCCGGUGAACGCUAGUGAAGCCAGACCUGAAGCCGAAACCACCAGGGGCAAACGGGCGUCGAAAUCCCACAAUGGGCUGUAGUAGGUUGGAGGCCAUU
Messenger RNA from Durusdinium trenchii, 1530 nucleotides. The record is from the annotation of a GenBank genome assembly. Lineage: Eukaryota; Dinophyceae; Suessiales; Symbiodiniaceae.